Rotaria sp. Silwood1 is the source of this 900-nucleotide messenger RNA. NCBI's taxonomy places the organism in Eukaryota, Metazoa, Rotifera, Eurotatoria, Philodinida, Philodinidae. The record is from the annotation of a GenBank genome assembly.
AUGCAAUAUGCAUCUUAUGAUGGAACAUUAAUAUGGAAAAUAACGAAUUUUCAUGAAAAAAUGAUGGAUGCUCAAUCGGAACGACAAACAUCGAUUUAUUCACCUCCAUUUUAUUCGUCAUUUACUGGCUAUAAAAUGCGAGCUAGACUUUAUCUUAAUGGUGAUGGCAAUGCUCGACGUACACAUAUGUCAUUGUUUUUUGUUCUUAUGCGUGGCCCAAAUGAUGCAAUACUAAAAUUUCCCUUCAAUUAUAAAGUUACAUUUUGUCUGUAUGAUCAAACUCCUCAACAACAACAUAUUAUUGAUUCAUUUCGUCCUGAUAUUAAAUCAAAUAGUUUUCAGCGACCACGAUCAGAAAUGAAUAUUGCUAGUGGUAUACCUAAAUUCUUUCCAUUGACGAUGAUUCAACAAGAAGGUAAUCCAUAUGUAAGAGAAGAUACAAUGUUUAUUAAAGUAAUGGUUGACUUUGAUGACAUGCCAAGAACAUUGUUACCAUAUGCUUUGAGUCUUAAUCCUGGAUUACCUAUACAUAUUCAACAAUUAAUGAUAAAACAAGAAACAGAACGAAGAGCACAACAACAAUCUCAACAAACACCUACAUCACUUGGAAAUCGUCCCACAACAUUGGCAAUGCCACCAAAUAACGAAAUUCUUCGUUGUGAAUUAGCAAAUUAUUAUCAAAGUAAACAACAUCGAGAUUCAAUUAUUAAUGUAAUUCGAAAAAUGAAAUUACAGUUAAGAAAUACUCAAAUGACAUCUAAUCAAAUGGAUACUGCUAGUCUUCGAACAACUACAAUUACAGAUGACAGUGUUGCUGUAAAUCAAUUGAAAGAGCUUCAUAAAACUAUCAAUACAUUGUCAAAUAGUACUGGAACGUUGAGCGAAGAUGUCAAAUUUUAA